AUGACCUUUUCCAAGUCUGUGUUUGAAGCUGUGGUAGUGGCUAAUAGCGCUUUCAAAGUGGCGUGCGAGUCUGCUGGUUUGGCGAAACGUGAUUUGUCCCGGUGGUAUGAAUUCUCCGGUACUCGCAAGAUGGUGAAGACUUUUGAUGGUUCCAGUUCUAUGUGGGAUGAAACUCAACAAAAAUCUGUUGAAGCCCGAAGAAGUGCGGAAACUCGGUCAAAACAUCGUCGUAAGACUCCGGGUACUACACAGAAAUCACAGACCAGAGAAUACACCACGAAGACUACGGCGUCGACAUCGGAUGAACAAAUUGAGUCGAUAGAAAAGGUCAAAACCAUCGGUUUAAAGGAAAAAAGUCCAGUUGAAUUGCAUCAGAGUCAGGUUCCCAGUAGUAGACUUUCGAGAAUAUUCCAUUACGGAACUCUUGCAGCAGGUAUGAGUUUGGGUGCCGCUUCACAAGGUAUCAAGCAUUAUGCAGCGGGAAAUACCUCUACUCCAUCAAUGAAAACAUUAUUCUUUACUCCUGAAAAUAUGGAACGAAUGGCUACAAAAUUUAGUCAAAUGAGAGGUGCUGCUUUGAAAAUUGGUCAAUUACUUUCAUUCCAAGACCUGUCUGUGCUUCCUAAAGAGAUUCAAGAAAUCAUUCUUAGAGUACAAAACUUGGCCCAUUACAUGCCUCAAGGACAAUUGGAAAAAGUUAUGGUUGGAGAUUUAGGUGAUGGGUGGAGAGAACGAUUAUUUGCAUCUUUUGAAGAUGUUCCUAUUGCUGCAGCUUCAAUUGGUCAAGUUCAUAAUGCAGUUACUGAAGAUUUGACUCCAGUGGUAGUUAAAGUUCAAUACCCUGGGGUUAAGGAUUCUAUUGAUUCUGAUUUGAAUAAUAUUCUUAUGCUUUUGACUGCUUCUUCUAUCUUACCUCCAGGAUUAUUCUUGGAUAAGUCUAUCGCCAAUGCUCGUGUGGAAUUGAAAUGGGAAUGUGAUUAUAUUCGAGAAGCACAAAAUUUAAUCCGGUUUAGAGAAAUGAUUAAAGAUGAUCCAGCUUUUACAGUUCCUCAAGUAUUCCAUAAAUUAUGUGGAGAACAUGUGUUAACAAUGGAGAGAAUGAGAGGAGUAGAAAUCAUCAAAGGAGAUUGGGAUCAAGAAACAAAGGAUUGGAUUGCUACAAAUAUCAUGAGAUUAUGCUUGGAAGAAAUUGCAAAAUAUAAGUUUAUGCAAACUGAUCCUAAUUGGGCUAACUUUUUGUAUAAUGAAAAUACAAAGAAGAUUGAAUUGUUAGACUUUGGGGCUGCAAGAGAUUUUCCUGAUGAAUUUAUUAACAAUUAUGUCAGUGUAUUGAGAGCUGCUGCAUUAGAGGACGAGGCCAAGGUGGAAGAAUUCUCGGUCAAAUUAGGUUAUUUGACUGGGUUGGAGAGUCCAGCCAUGAAGAAGGCUCAUGUUGAUUCAGUAAUGGUAUUAGGUGAGGCAUUCUCACCUAAACUGAAUAAUGGAAAGCCAUUCAAUUUUAAAAACCAAACCAUUACAGACAGAGUUAGGGGCAACAUUGGAUUAAUGUUAAAUGAACGGUUAACUCCACCACCUGAAGAAACUUAUUCCUUACAUCGGAAACUCAGUGGUGUAUUUUUGUUGUGCGCCAGAUUGAAUGCCAGUGUUCCUUGUGAACAACUUUUCAGGGACGUUAUUGGUUUUGAAGAACCAAAAUCUAAAUAA
This is a messenger RNA of Lizanozyma spartinae, 1704 nucleotides long. It is a transcript of the gene ABC1, whose product is annotated as protein kinase. Gene Ontology annotation, cellular component: extrinsic component of mitochondrial inner membrane. The record is from RefSeq and is a predicted model, not a curated record. Gene Ontology annotation, biological process: ubiquinone biosynthetic process. Lineage: Eukaryota; Fungi; Ascomycota; Pichiomycetes; Serinales; Debaryomycetaceae. Bases 1 to 1704 code for a protein of 567 amino acids. Gene Ontology annotation, molecular function: kinase activity. The transcript has a single exon.